CGGAGGUUGAUAUUUGCCAGAAUGCGGGCCGCAAGAAGCCUCCAGCCCGUCCUAUUGCGUUGCCAUGAGCCGCCGUGUUAAUGCUUGUUCGUGUCUCUUUGUUUCAUCCCACCUCUUGGUUCGGCUGCUGGGUGCGAUGAGAGGAGAGCUGCCAUGCCCGCAUCUGCUGUGAUUGCUUCUCGACUUCUCCGCUAGCUCGCUAGCUCGGAAACAAAGAAUGCUACCAUUUGUUCUAGAAUGCCGCCGUUCCCGGGGAAGAAACCCGCAAGUCGACAGCGAUCGCGCAACUGACUGAUUCACCCGGUCAAUGUGUUCUCGAAACACACACAGUCACAAUGGUCAACUCGCUGGUCUGGACGGCGGAGGAAGCCAAGUACCUCAAGGCGAUUUUCCAGUGGCGAGAUGCGGUCUCGUCGUCCGAUGACGAGGAAAGACAACACCAACAAGAAGAGGAUGGCAAGAGGCAACACCAGGAUCAGCACCAGCAGCAAAGACCAGCGGGCCAGUUCCGCAUCCUCGUCGUCGGUGGCCGCGGGACGGGCAAGACGGCCAUUCUCACUCGAUUCGCCCAAAAUACUUUCCGUGGCGAAGGCCAGCCGCCGGACCCGUCCUUCGAGCGCGGCUGCCGGCACCCCGUCACGGUAGACGUGCCUCCUGUUACGACGACCUCUUGCUCGUCUCCUCCUCCAUCUUCCACAUCUACUACGACCAACAACAUCGCUAAACCCCAGUCGCAGCCCGCAGCCCAAGCACAAAAGGUAUCCUACAUCAUCGACGCCGUCGAGAUGCCCUCCCAGCAACUCCUCAGCAACCCGCAGCUCGCCCUAGCGCUCAGCAUCACCGAGGCCGCCGUGCUGGUCUACUCGGUGCGCGACGCGGCCUCGCUCCAGCUGGCGAUCGGCCUAGCUGAGUUCAUGCGCGAGUAUUUCGCCCCGCCAGCACCUUUCUCCUCUCCCACACCGUCGUCCCUGUUCUGCGCGAGGGGGCUCCUCGGGAUGGGAAGUCGGGCCGGCGCCGGCACUGCCGGUCCUAGCAGCGCCGGUGCCGGCAACGGCGACCGAGGCCGCCCCUACCCCGUCGUGCUUGUCGGCAGCAAGUGCGACGCGCCGGCGUGCGGGCCCGACGCUGACCCCGUGGCCAUUCUGCAGGAGGAGCGGGCUGUGAGCUGGGCUGAGGCGCGCGCGCCGCGCAGGCGAUGCGCAUGCCCGGCGUCGGCCGCGACGUGCGCUUCCUGGAGGUGUCGGCCAAGACCGGGGAAGGCGUCGACGGGAUCUUCCGCGCGGUCGCGGAGGAGAUCCUCGAGGUGCAGAGGGCGGCAAGGGAGCGGUGGGAGCUGGCGCAGCGGGAGGGGGUGAGGCAGGAGGCGGUGGGGCCCACGACCGGCGGGGAUGACGGAGGGAGGAAGAAGUUUGGCCUGUGGCGGACCUUGGCCGCGGCGUUUGGGAGGCGGCAGCCUGCGGAGGGGCGCUCAGGGGAAAGGUCAGGGGGAGGUUGACCUGUAGUCUGGCAGCGAAGUCGAGACAUGCCCGUCACCGUUUCCGCUCAUGGCAUG
This is a messenger RNA of Thermothielavioides terrestris NRRL 8126, 1552 nucleotides long. RefSeq lists its product as uncharacterized. The record is from RefSeq and is a predicted model, not a curated record. Lineage: Eukaryota; Fungi; Ascomycota; Sordariomycetes; Sordariales; Chaetomiaceae. The coding region runs from base 336 to 1355 and encodes 339 amino acids. The transcript is spliced from 2 exons.